Salvelinus fontinalis (brook trout) is the source of this 2480-nucleotide messenger RNA. RefSeq names its product bone morphogenetic protein 7-like. The record is from RefSeq and is a predicted model, not a curated record. The transcript is spliced from 5 exons. Gene Ontology annotation, biological process: SMAD protein signal transduction; BMP signaling pathway. Gene Ontology annotation, molecular function: cytokine activity; growth factor activity. Gene Ontology annotation, cellular component: extracellular region. Lineage: Eukaryota; Metazoa; Chordata; Actinopteri; Salmoniformes; Salmonidae. Bases 244 to 891 code for a protein of 215 amino acids.
CCAAUACAAACAAUAGCUAUUCUCUUCCUGCCCCGUUGUGAGCUUCCAUUGGAUACCCAGACCUCUACGAGAGCGUCACUAUCAGUUGUACCAGUACAGCCGCCUCCUCUGCCAACUGAAGAACAACUAGUUCUUCCUCCAUUACUGAACAGAGUCAAAUUCAUUAAUUGCCACAAAACCACAAGUUGGUGGUAUUUGCUCUGAUAGUUGCAUAGAGGCCAGACUGACCACCAUCUUUCCAAAAUGUAUUUUGCGCACUUUGUGAUGAUGCUGGUGCUCUUUGGUUGUUCUCUGGGAAAGUCGUUUGUCCUCCAGCCCUUGGAGAAGGAACCUGCUGCUGCUAAUGGCUCUGCCGUCCUCCACCCUGACAGGUGCCGUGGAGAGUUGUUGAAUGACAUCAGAAAGACCCUUGUUAGAGCCCUGAACCUGCAGCAGGAGCCCCAGGUGGCGGCAGACAGACUGACUGCCAUCAGAGAGCAAUGGAAGACAGCAUUCUCUGCCAUCUCUCACAAGACCCAGGACAAAGCAGUGGCUGUACCCCAGGCUGAGGGUCCUGCAGCAGACAACCGUAGUGGUCUGAAAUGCUGUCCGCUGACCUCACAGAUCUUCCUGAAAGAUCUUGGCUGGGAGAACUGGGUUAUCUACCCUGAGAGUUUCACCUAUGUCCAGUGCUCACCCUGCAACUCCCAACUGGACCUGAGCCCCUCGCGCUGCCCAUCACACACUCCUCCCGCAAAGGACGCCCCCUCACAGAUGCCGUGCUGCCAGACCACUUCUACAGAGCAUGUGCCCUUCCUCUACAUGGAUGAGUUCAGCACCCUCACCAUCUCCUCUGUGCAGCUCACCCGUGCCUGCGGCCCAGGCAACCCCCAGCCGCCGGCUGAGGAUUGAUCAUUGACCCCCCCUACCCCAUCCCAGGGAGUCCCCCUACCCCAUCCCAGGGAGUCCCCCUACCCCAUCCCAGGGAGUCCCCCUACCCCAUCCCCAUAUCUCUUCUGCUCAUGAAAUACCUAUAGAGUGGACAUGGUUGCAACAUUCCAGUAAUUAUCCCAAAAUUCCCAGGUUUUCCAGAAUUCCCAUUUGGAAGAUUCUCAGAAUCAAGAAGGAAUAUGCAGGAAAUUCAAAAUCCUCCAAUCAGGAGUUUUGGAAAAUCUGUGAAUCUUGGGGAAAUUACAGGAACAGGUUUUGGCACAUAGCCUACAUUCCUAAAUAGAUUAUGGCUAUUUCCUAGUUAUUUCCUAGCUAAUUUUCAGAAGCAUUUGAAUAUUGAAAUAUGUUAAUCUUGAGGAGCAUAAAGAAAAUUGAUCAUUGUGGCUUUCAUAGAAUCUCUGGACUAGCUCCCAUAUGAAACCCUGCUCUCCUCUCUUUUCCCAGAAGGGGGCUUAUUGUAAGCAGUGGCUACACAAAUAUACAGAGAGAAUCCUGCACAUGCGCAGAAGCUUCGGGACAUUUAGGCGGUCUCAAAAUAAGAAAAGGUCUGAGUAAAAACCAGAUCCGCAGCCACUACGUUCUGAAAAACAGAAAACUGACAGCUAUUAGUUCUGGUUGAAUAAACGUUGGCAGUCUUGCUUUAAUGACAUUUCAUAUGUGCUUUGAUGUUAUUUUUGACGACGAUAUUUCACAAUCCUGAAGCGCUAGACUGGCAAUGGAUCAAAGUAAUGCUAUUCCAUGUUCCCCACAAAAAUGUGAACACAGGCUUCCCAUGCCAAAAAAAAUAAUCUCUCAGGGUGGGAAAGUCGACCCAGCACUAGGCAAUAACUGCAGAGCUCUCAUCUAAACGAGCUUUUCCCUGGGACUGUAACAGGCAUGGAACCAGUUUUCUACAAAAGUAUAACAUUUCCAAAAAAAUACAUUCUGGGUUAUGUAAAAUAAAGAUUCUGAUCUCCCCCCCCCAAACAAAAAUAUUGUUCUUAUAUGUGCUGUGAUUUUCCACUCCAUUGAAAAACUCCAUGUUUGGACACGUAGAAACUUUGGGCAUAGAGAUAAAUUAUAGUGCUACAGGUUUCACCAAACAAAGCCUCUCAUUUUCAGUUAAGACAUUUGUUCGGUUGCACAUAUGCAGUCCAAAAAGUAUUUCAGUCUGCUACAUUUGAGACUUUAAUUGUUAUCCCUCAACGCUUCCCAUGUGCUCCUUUCGACAAUAUUGUUGUCUAUCAGUCCUUAACUUGGUCCACGGCGUUUUCUGGUUUUGGCAGUUGGAUAAAUAUAUACUCUUUUUAUAUUUUCUUUGAGAUACACUGAAUAAAUGUAUUCCUUUUACAUUUACCUCACAUUGCCACCUUUUCACAAUGUAUUUUCAUCAUAAUAUUUAUCACCACGAUAUGGAAUGUACCUGAGGUUGUCACAGCUUCACUAAAAUGUUUUGCUUUUUAAAAAAUGUGGUAAAAUGUGUUAUUGCCAUUGAUCACACAGUUUGAGAAUUUGUAUCAAUUAAAUGUCUAUUAUCUGAUUAAAUUCUUUAAUAAAUGCUACUACAAGAA